CCCACGACCUCCUGUUCUGGCGGGAUGUGAGGAAGACCGGGGUGGUCUUCGGCCUCAGCCUCCUCCUCCUCCUCUCCCUGGCCGCCCUCAGCGUCAUCAGCGUGGUCGCCCACUUCGCCCUGGCCCUGCUCUCCGUCACCAUCAGCCUCCGCGUCUACAAAGCCGUCGUCCAGGCCGUCCAGAAGUCAGAAGAGGGGCACCCCUUUCGGUGA
This is a messenger RNA of Nipponia nippon (crested ibis), 212 nucleotides long. Lineage: Eukaryota; Metazoa; Chordata; Aves; Pelecaniformes; Threskiornithidae. The record is from RefSeq and is a predicted model, not a curated record.